AUGGCCGACGUGAGCAAACACUCCAUCGGCAUGGAGCGGCUAAGCGCCAUCUCCAGUAUCCACCGAAAUCCGGAUGAUCCAUCGUAUGCCAACCACAACACCCCCGCGAAGCCAUUCAAGCCAGACAUGGAGAACAGAGCGUUGCGUGAGGGUCCGCCAGACAUGGAGAACGGAGCCUUGCGUGAGGGGAUACCUUAA
Messenger RNA from Phytophthora nicotianae INRA-310, 198 nucleotides. RefSeq lists its product as hypothetical. Bases 1 to 198 code for a protein of 65 amino acids. The transcript has 2 exons. The record is from RefSeq and is a predicted model, not a curated record. NCBI's taxonomy places the organism in Eukaryota, Oomycota, Peronosporomycetes, Peronosporales, Peronosporaceae.